Molecule: messenger RNA, 2558 nt
Organism: Cuculus canorus (common cuckoo)
Lineage: Eukaryota; Metazoa; Chordata; Aves; Cuculiformes; Cuculidae
Gene: C1QTNF8
Product: C1q and TNF related 8
Exons: 3
Coding region: 652-1416 (254 amino acids)
Molecular function (GO): protein binding
Source: RefSeq, a predicted model, not a curated record
ACCAUGGGGGUGAUGUCUUCUCUCCCUUCCCUUAGCACUGGCACCUGGCCAUGCACCUACACCUUCCCCAGCAUCACUGCUGCACCCCUCCAGGAAGCUUUGCCACUUCUGCAGCUCAUGCACAAAAGCCAGAGUUUUUAUUAUGGGUUUGGGAUUAUUUUUGUCCUUUCUCUUGCCUAAAAAGAUGCUGAAAUCUCUCAAAGAAAAAUUAUUUCCAUGUGAUUGCAGCACUUUCUUUCUUGGCUGGAGCACUGGAUGUGGUUUUGGGUCUGUGGUUUUUGGUAUUUUUUUGAUUUUAUUCACAAUAUUUUUGGUCUUCAUUUCCAUCUCGGAGAGGCAUCGUGCAACCCAACAGACUGGCUGCGAGUCCUAAGGAAACGACAGCAGGACAAAAGCACAGGAACCCAGCAUGAGUGGAUACAAGGAAAGUAACAAGAAAAAACCUUGCUUUUGCAAGCAACCCAGCUGCUGGGUUUCAUAAGGAGCAGGACUGACUUUCAGUGUUUCAUUUGGACUCACGCUAAGAAGCUGCAGCCGCCACCAAGAACUGAAAAACCUGAAUGAACAGCAGCUUUCAUAUUAUGCAUCCUGCUAAGCAACUGCAAGGAAAGUAAGAGACAGGUUCUGAGUCUCAAGCUGGCUCUGCCGAAGAUGAGAGCUGUGUUUCUCCUGCUCUUGGUGUCCACUGCGAAUGUCGGGGCUGUGAUGGAAAAGGGUCUGCCUAGACGGCGCCUCUCGUGCGUGCGAUGCUGCGGGCCUUCAGAGCAGCCCAUCUCCAUCAUCUCCUCGCGGUACACAAGGAUGAGCAGCGACCCGGCCUAUUCAGUACCCAAAGUCCAGCCCACCAUAGAUAUCACCAUCCUCAAAGGUGAGAAGGGUGAAAUGGGAGAGAAAGGGUACCCUGGAGCAGUUGGGAAGGAAGGAGAAAGAGGGCUGCGUGGCUUGAACGGACAGAAAGGCCAGAAAGGCCAGCCUGGCCCUCAAGGGCAUUCCUGCAAGCAGCUCUACGCUGCUUUCUCGGUGGGUCGGAGAAAACCCCUUCAUAGCUCAGACUACUUCCAGCAUGUCACUUUUGACACCGAGUUCGUGAACCUGUACAAGCACUUCAACAUGUUCUCAGGGAAGUUCUUCUGCUAUGUCGCAGGAAUCUACUACUUCAGCCUCAACGUCCACACCUGGAACUUCAAGGAGACCUACCUGCACUUGAUGAAGAAUGAGAAAGAGGUGGCCAUUCUCUAUGCCCAGCCCAGUGAUCGGAGCAUUAUGCAGAGCCAAAGCCUAAUGCUGGAUCUGCAGGAAGGAGAGGAGGUCUGGGUGAGGAUGUUCAAAAGGGAGCGAGAAAAUGCCAUCUACAGUGAAGAGUCUGAUAUUUACAUCAUCUUUAAUGGCUAUUUAAUCAAGCCAGCCAUAGAGUAGCCAUUCAUCUACUUUAGGCUCAAAGCUUUGGUAGAUACGUUAGUGUCUUCCCUCUUAGAAAUGCAUAUGCCUAGUUCUACCUGGAAGGAUUACAGGCCUCCUGGCCUGCUGACAGGGUUGUGUCCAUACAAAGGACACCGAUGUGGAUGGAGGUGACUGUGCUUCAAGGUGAUGCAAGCUACACAAGUACUGAGAAGGCUUCAGCCCUUGUUUGCCCUGCAGAAGAAGCACACAGAAAGAUAUGUAUAGAUCCCCAAGAGUCUGCCAAGCUGGUAGCAAAACCUUAACCUCUUUCCUUUGCUUUAAAGAACACUUUUUAAUUAUAUCUAAGGGUUAUCUCCAGUACCAGUCAUCUGGGUGCUAGUUAAGGAUUCAAUCCUACAACACAACUUGGGUAUAUUUGCUGUGUGCAGAAUUGCCAACAAGAGCCCAUCCUCAUCAGCACCAACACCAAAUCUGCUCCACUCAGGCGGGCAAGAAUGCACUGGCAAUAAGAACAAUGUAUUGCACGGUGCGCUUACCCUAAAUUAUGUUUCUGUUCCAUUGCAGGUAAUAUUGCCUUCUGAGAGCAUAAAUCUAGAAUUAGAUGAAUAAUGGCAUAUGGAUGUAGCAAAGCUUUUCCAGAGGCACAGUUUUAAGCACUGCUGUAGCCACAUGCUGUAACUUUGCCAGACUUCUGUAUCACUAGCAAAACUUCUCACACAAUGACAUCCAGCAUGGCUGGGGACCUGAGUAUUUUACAUUUUAAGGAAAAUAGUGGGCCCUGCCUUAGGAUCUAGUGGUCUUGAGUAGUUUCUGAGUGGUCAUUCCCAAGCUGGAAUUUGAAGCCCUGCUCAUAAGCUAUCACCUUACAGGACCCCGAUUUCUGGGAAGUGGAGAAGAAAUUGGAAAGAAAAAGGUGCUUUACUGCAAGCAGUGAUAUUUUAGGGGAUCCAAUUUCUUUUUUCCUAAAAAAAUAUUGUCAGAACAGUUGAAAGGUAUAUGCAGCAAGAAGAAACGUCGUUUUCCUCAGUUCCUCCUUGUCUGAGGCCCAAGUUUCUUGUGUGCAUCUGGAGCCAUUUGUGUGAAGAAUACAUAAAGAGUUCUUGUUAGGCAAACUGCUUUGCUGCUGUACCUCGUCUGUUCACAGCUCCUUGGGAAAG